AUGUUCAGAAGGAGCCAGUCACAAGUCCCCGAGAGGGUUAGGGACUACCAUAUAGGGUUGAGCAGUGGUCCACGGCAGCAAAGGAUUGAUACCGGCCCAUGGACUGUCAAGGGGAGGACAUCAAGAGAGCUUCUAGGGAGGGCAUGGGCGAAGGCGUGCCAUGCUGUCGGUAUUCCCGGCCGGAAAGUCGAUGACCCAUACUUUAAAGCUGCGAUCGUGGAGACCCAGAAACAAGGUGUUGGAAUCAAAAUACCAUCAGGGAGGGAGAUAGAUGGAAAAUAUUUGGAUGAGAAUGUGAAGGAGAUAGAGAAAGAGAUAGAGAAGUGGAAGAACGAGUGGGAUGAAUGUGGAGUCACGAUCAUGUGUGAUUCGUGGACGGGGCCUAUGCGUAACUCGGUCAUUAAUUUCUUGGUGUAUAGCGGUGGCACCAUGUAUUUCUUGAAGUCCAUCAAUGCGUCCGACAAAAUACAGGACCAUUAA
Messenger RNA from Panicum virgatum (switchgrass), 480 nucleotides. RefSeq lists its product as uncharacterized. The record is from RefSeq and is a predicted model, not a curated record. The transcript has 2 exons. Bases 1 to 480 code for a protein of 159 amino acids. NCBI's taxonomy places the organism in Eukaryota, Viridiplantae, Streptophyta, Magnoliopsida, Poales, Poaceae.